This is a messenger RNA of Nothobranchius furzeri (turquoise killifish), 2249 nucleotides long. Lineage: Eukaryota; Metazoa; Chordata; Actinopteri; Cyprinodontiformes; Nothobranchiidae. The record is from RefSeq and is a predicted model, not a curated record.
UCACGCGGUCUACGACAUCAUCCCGAGCCUUGCUGACGCAAAAUGCGUGUGGCGGUGAAACCGGCUUUUUCUAGUCUUCAUUCUCAAUAAUUGUUACUCAACGUUUGGUUAAAUGGAAUCUGGGAUCGUCAUCUUCUAAAUUACUGUGGAAACCGCUCCCCGGCCUUAGCUUGUCCCGCUUCAGGAAGUGUUUACAUUUAUGACGCCAGUUAGCGUCGCUAGCAUAGCGUGUGAACUUUCACCACUUCUUUUUUAUGUAACCGAGGUUCUGAUUAACGCUUUCGAGCUAACCGGACAGGUGAAGCUACCGGUGGAGGGGGACUCAAUGGUACAGGCUGGACUUUAACUUGAACUUUUUUUUAUUUAUUUGGCCAGCGUCGCAGUUCAGGUUGGUUAAGUCUGACCGACUUUCUCGUGCUGUGUUCGAGGUCAUUCUGUAGCUUUCGGGGGGAUACCAUCAUGAGGAGCCUCCCGUACUUUUGUCGAGGUCAGGUCGUUCGAGGAUUUGGACGAGGAAGCAAAGAACUCGGAAUUCCCACAGCAAACUUCCCAGACUCUGUGGUGGACAGUCUUCCAGCAGAUAUCCGUACAGGAAUUUAUUAUGGCUGGGCAUCCGUGGGCAAUAGCAAUGUGUACAAAAUGGUGAUGAGCAUCGGCUGGAACCCGUACUACAAAAAUACAAAGAAGUCUAUGGAGACUCACAUAAUUCACAAAUUUAAAGAGGACUUUUAUGGGAAUAUCCUGAGUGUCGUCUUGGUGGGCUUCAUCCGCCCAGAGAGGACCUACAACUCCCUCGAAGCUCUCAUCGCAGCCAUCAAUAAUGACAUUGAGGAGGCUAAGAUCAAGCUGGAGCUCCCAGAGCAUCGCAAACUAAAAGACGACCACUUCUUCACCAACACGACAAACUCGUCUCCAGUGUCAUCGUCAAGCUCCGCAUCCACAUCCCAGACUAUCAUUAACGGUCACUGACAGCUGGCUGAGACACCCAAACAAAGCUAGCGCAUAUCCACAACCGCCUUUUCAUUCACUUUUAUUUUUCUUUAUUAGGUUUUUUUUUUUGUUCUAACAGCUGUUGAAAUGCAGCCAGUCUUUGAGUAGAUUAUGAAUUAUGUAAAUAUUCAUACCAGUCUGCCUCUUUGCCUCUCACUAGUCCUGCUGUAUAGUUAGUCAUUUAAAGAGGGGAGGAAAUAAAUACUUUCUGUGUAUACUGUGUACUACCACCUGGUAAAGAAGUUUGCACCAAUAUUAAAUUAAAGAAAAAUUAAGAAUGUUGACAAUUAUUGUUUGUGGGUUGUAUCACUAUAAUUAAAACUCUUACUGAAGAUAUGAAUUUACAUAAAAUAACUGUACUUUUUACCCUUUUUCUGUCCUUUCUGUAUUUUAGAGUCUUGAUCAUUUAGGCCCUGAAAUUAGAAACUUCUCAGAUCAUUUGGGUUUCGAACCAUAAUGCAUUAAUUUAUUAGGAAUAUUUUUGGAAAGAUUUGUUGAGAGACCUGCUGCAGGGUAUAUUUUUUUUUAUCUUAAAUUUAUUUUAAAAUGACUCAUAUGGAUGAAAAAGAUUCAUUUAUGAACAGAACACUUAGGCUUUAAUGAAGGUCAUCACCUUUUAUUUAGGUAUAAACAUUGGUAAAAUUUUGAAAAGGGGGGGAUCCACGUGUUAUUUUGAUAUUUUCUUAAAGUCUUUAAACAUUAAUUUAUACUCGUCACAUUGAAAAUCUAUAGAGAAAUCUACUCUGCAUAAUGUAUGUGGUCUCUUGAUUUUUGCAGAAAUCAUCAAAUGCUAUAAAAGAAACAUCUUGUGAGAUGAUUUAAUGCCUGUGUGUGCCUGAGAAAUUUGGUGAAACCUUCAAUCAUGAUUUAUUUAGCCAUUUUGUAAUUUGUUUCAGUUGGGAUAUUUAAUGUUUAGAGUUUAGAUCUUUUUUUUCUGUUAAAUGUUAUGCAGACAAUAAACUCAACAUUGUCAUGAAUGUUGACACGUUAAUCACUUCAUCUCUUAUUUUUGUAUAUUUUGUGUGUGUGCGGGGGGGGGGUUGGUUUUUUGUUUUGUUCAAGUCAAAUGUGCUGCUUCAGAAAAUCUGUAAAAUAUCACAAGAAAUCUGUUAUGAUUUUGGUGUUUUUGUACUCGUCUGUUGCAACGGUAUACUGGUGUUAUUGCAAGAGCGUAGGUUCCUGCAAGCAGACUGAACAGUUUAAGCGUUUAUGUUUUUGCAUUAUUUUUAAACCAUAUAAAUUAGUAUUUCUGAAGAUGA